This is a messenger RNA of Tripterygium wilfordii, 2785 nucleotides long. RefSeq names its product microtubule-associated protein 70-1-like. Gene Ontology annotation, biological process: cytoskeleton organization. Bases 399 to 2273 code for a protein of 624 amino acids. NCBI's taxonomy places the organism in Eukaryota, Viridiplantae, Streptophyta, Magnoliopsida, Celastrales, Celastraceae. The transcript has 11 exons. The record is from RefSeq and is a predicted model, not a curated record. Gene Ontology annotation, molecular function: microtubule binding.
UACUUAAAUCUACAAUUAUCUCUCUACUUAAAUCUACAAUUAAAUUUAAUCAACCAAAUCAGUGAAAAUCACCACUGACUCAUCAUCAAUCGCAUACUGUUCUCCCUCUAAAGGCGCACUACACUGUCACCCUAUCACUCCAUGACUAAAGACAGAGAGAGACGUCUCAAGACAUCUACAUUUCAAUCACUUCUCUCUAACACAUUUUCUCUCUCUAUAUCUAUAUGCUGCAUCUACAUGAUAGCCGGUUAGAGAAGGAUUAUAGCAGAAAGUGAAAAUCUUUGUCUAUUGUUCAGGAGGAGUGGAUUUGAAACCCUAUUAUUUGGAUCUUGGCGGCAUUUGGAUUUGGAUGUGAGAGGAGAGAGGGGGAAGUAGGGAGGAGGUCGAUCAGAUCGGACAUGGCGGAGUUUUCAGGCGAUGGAGGCGGGUGGACGGGGGAGCUGACUAGCUGCGGCAAUGGUACUCCGACGGUGGCACCACUCACGUUGUCUGCAUCGUUCAAGGAAGGAGGAAGCAAGGGCUCGUCGAGGCGGAGGCCAGUGAGGCCGAGCUUCGAUGCUGAUAAUGAGUUCAUUACGCUGCUGCACGGGUCGGAUCCGGUGAAGGUGGAGCUUAAUCGAUUAGAGAAUGAAGUCAGAGACAAGGACAGAGAGCUAGGGGAAGCACAAGCUGAGAUCAGGGCGCUAAGGUUAUCUGAGCGUGCAAGAGAAAAGGCGGUUGAAGAGCUCACUGAAGAACUUGCAAAGAUGGAUGAGAAGCUCAAGCUAACAGAAUCUCUCUUGGAAAGCAAAAACCUUGAAAUCAAGAAAAUCAAUGAUGAGAAGAAGGCGUCCAUGGCAGCUCAGUUUGCUGCCGAAGCCACUCUUCGAAGGGUUCAUGCUGCUCAAAAGGAUGAUGAUAUGCCUCCAAUUGAAGCCAUUCUUGCCCCUCUAGAGGCUGAGCUUAAGCUUUCCAAGCAAGAGAUGGCAAAACUUCAAGAUGAUAAUAAAGCAUUAGACCGACUAACAAAAUCAAAAGAAGCAGCUUUACUCGAAGCUGAGAGGACUGUCCAAGUUGCAUUGGCUAAGGCUUCAAUGGUGGAUGAUUUGCAAAAUAGGAAUCAAGAAUUAAUGAAACAGAUAGAGAUAUGCCAGGAAGAAAAUAAAAUCUUAGACAAGAUGCAUAGGCAAAAGGUUGCAGAGGUUGAAAAGCUUACUCAAACUGUACGGGAGCUGGAAGAGGCUGUUCUUGCUGGUGGUGCAGCUGCCAAUGCUGUUAGGGAUUACCAGCGGAAAGUUCAGGAGUUGAAUGAGGAAAGGAAAACUAUUGACCGGGAGCUAGCCCGUGCAAAGGUAACAGCAAACAGAGUGGCCGUGGUGGUUGCAAAUGAAUGGAAAGAUGCUAAUGACAAAGUGAUGCCUGUUAAGCAGUGGCUGGAAGAACGGAGAUUCUUGCAGGGAGAAAUGCAGCAACUCCGUGACAAGCUUGCUAUAACUGAGCGAGCGGCGAAGUCUGAAGCUCAGCUGAAAGAAAAGUACCUACUAAGGCUAAGAGUGCUAGAAGAGAGUUUGAGAGGAACUUCUAACAGUUGUAAUCGUGGUACCACAGAAGGAAGAAGUAUAAGCAAUGGACCUUCUCGUCGCCAGUCCUUGGGUGGAGUUGAUAACAUCUCAAAGUUAACUGCAAAUGGAUUUCUAUCCAGAAGAAUGCCAACCUCUCAGUUGAGAUCUUUGUCAUCCAGCACUAGCACAGUGUUGAAGCAUGCCAAAGGGACAUCAAAAUCAUUUGACGGAGGCACAAGAUCGUUAGACAGGAGUAAAGCGCUUCUAAAUGGAGCUAGCUUGCAUAAAUCUUUCAACCAGUCUAGCGGGGGAAGUAAGGAUAGUGAAGCAACUAAUACCUGGAAAGGAAAUGCAGAUGACAAGCCCAAUGAGUUUCCAAUGCCAGAUACUGAGGAUAAUGUGCCAGGAGUGUUGUACGAUUUGCUGCAGAAAGAGGUUGUAGCUUUAAGGAAAGCUGGUCAUGAAAAAGAUCAAAUCCUCAAAGAUAAAGAUGAUGCUAUUGAGAUGUUGGCAAAGAAGGUGGAAACAUUGACUAAAGCAAUGGAGAUUGAGGCGAAGAAGAUGAGAAGAGAAGUGGCUGCCAUGGAGAAGGAGGUGGCCGCCAUGCGUGUGGAGAAAGAUCAUGAGAACAGGGCUAAGCGAUAUGGUAGUUCCAAGGGACCUGCCAAUUCUAGUCAGAUGCUUCCUGGAAGAAAUGUAUCACGAAGUGGGUUAACACGCAGCACCCAAUGACAGAGACACUCGAGGCAGCAGUAAGGAGUAAAUAUGCCGAGUAGGCAUUGUUCUUGGUCCUUUUCUUCGACGUUUUUCUUUUUUUCCUGUCCCAUUCUUAUGAAUGAUUAGAAGACUAUAACUUGCAUGCCGAUGAUUCUGUGUUCACAAAGAAUUGACGAGAAAAAGAACAAGUUCCAUGGAAGAAAGUCCGCGUGCUUCUGACAUAGAUUGAUAUUUCCUGUGUUUAGAGAUCUGCAGAAAAGAUAAUGGAAGAUGGUUUGAGUUUGACUUUGGGCUAACUUUUUGGAGUGGUCAGUGAUUGCGUGAUGGUUGUUGUAUAGGUGGCUUAUUGACGUUUUCUUUUGCCUUCUCUACCUUUUUGCAGUUUACAAUUUGUUUCAUGCAGCUAGUGUGGUUGUCGGUUGAGUUUUGUUAAUAUUCUUGUAAUCAGAUAAAAGUUGGAUCUUUGUGGUUGUGUUAUUCAUCUAUAGUGUUAUUGUUGGUUACAAAAUCUAUUUCGCAGAAUGAUA